AUGGGUGACACUCGGCUGCUGCGCCUCCGCAGGCUGCCAACGGAGGCUCCUUCAAAGCGUACACCAGAGGAACCAGCAGCAGCAGCAGCAGCAGCAGCAGCAACUGCAGCAGAAGAAGCAUCAUCAUCGUCAACAGCACCAUCAUCAUCAACAGCACCAACAGCAGCAACAGCAGCAACAGCAGCAACAGCAGCAGCAGCAGACUCUUCAUUAGAGUUCCCAGAGAGGGCAGACUUAGCUGCGGUGUAUGUGCUGCCCCUCUGUAGAGACACAGCAGCAAAUAUACCAUCAAAGGAGACACCUAAUUGGGGUGUACGUACACCUCAAGAGGAUAUAAACAAGAAGGCAUGCGUCUCCGCAGCAGCAUUCUGCAGCAGCAGCAGCAGCAGCAGCAGAUGCUGCUGCUGCAGCUGUGAUGUUAGUGUGUAUGCAUGCAUACUCCACUCAAGCGGAUCUGUGCUGCAGUGCAUGCGCUGGGAAGGGGUUAAACUGCAGCAGCAGCAGCAGCAGCAGCAGCAGCAGCAAAAUGGGGUCUUAAGCCACACAUGGAUCGUGGACCUUCCUCCCCAAGAGAAGGGAAGUCGCGUCUCUUCCUUGCGAUGGAUUGAAUUAGAGACAGGGACACUCGGGCUUCUUGUUGGUUGUACUUUCCUUUACGUGUACGUACACCGCAGGUUGGAGAAGCGGGGAUAUACUGCUGCAGUUGCUGUUGCUGGUGGUGCAGCAGCAGCAGCAGCUGCUGCUGCACCUGCCCCUCCAGAUGCAGCAGCAUCGAGGGCGAUGCGUGAGUUGCUGCAGCAGUUGCAGCAGCCCACGGAGGAACAGCAGCAGAAGGACACAGCAGCAGCAGCAAACAAGAACAAAGAAGGAGACACGCAAACAGGUCUACGAAGGAGGGGCCCCCUCGCCUUGGAGGCCUCGAAGCACAAGCAGCAGCAGCAGCAGCAGGAGCAGCAGGAGCAGCAGCAGCAGGAGCCCUCUUCGCCGACCCCUUUAUCUCCAGGUUCCAGCGGCGAGCUGGAGCAGCAACAGGAGAAGCAGAAGCAGCAGCAGCAGCAGGAGCAGCAGUUGCUGCUGCUGGCUGCUGUAGAGGCCCCUCUGCUGCAGGUUGGUUGGGUAGACAAAGAGAGGAAGGCCAUGAGGAUUUGUCUCUGUCCUUGGGACCCCACACUUGCUGCUCUUGCUGACUCUCUAGGCAGACAGAACAGGAGGGCUGCUGAUAUUCGCUCCAAAACGAGGGCUCGAAAGGUACACUGCAGCAGCAGAAGCAACGACGAUAACAGCAGCAGCACCACCACCAUUACCACCUCCAGCAGCAGCAACAGUACCAACAGCAGCAGCAGCAGCAGUAGCAGCAGCAGCAGCAGUGUUGGGGUGUAUAUACACUUUGGCUCGGAGACAGGUACAGCAGAAAGAGUUAGCGAAUUAUUGGCGUCAACUCUUCGUUCUCUAGAUGGGCCUGCUGCUGUCUCCGUCUCCGAUCUAGAGUUGAAGGGUUUCUGCAAGUGGCUACGGCAGCUGCAUCUGCAGGCUAUACAAAGAAAGGACUUUGCUGCUGCCCUAUCUCUGCUGCAGCAGCGAGCAGCUGCUGUGCAGAAGGAGGAGGAGGAGCAGCAACAGCAGCAGCAGCAGGAGCAGCAGCAGGAGACUGUAUUCUUAUGUGGGGUAUUUGCUGUCUUAGGCCUCUGCAGCAGCAGCUACCCUAGCAGCUAUAAUGCCAUGGCUGCUCGUACAUAUAAGGCAUUACGUAAGGUAUGCCGCAUGCAGCAGCAGCUGCAUGAGCUAGCAGCAGACAGCAGCAGCAGCAGCAGCAGCAGCAGCGACAGUAGCAGCAGCAGCAAGGAGGAGCUGCAGCAGCUGCUGCUGCAGCUGCUGCCAGCUAGAGAAGCAGAGGUUGUAGGGACAGUAGGGGAAUGUGACGAUAGAGGAGACACAGAAGCAGCAGCGCAGCAAUGGAUGGAGCAGCAGUUGCUGCCUGCUCUGCAGAAGCUGCUGCAGCAGCGCAGCAGCAGCAGCAGCAAAUUGCAACCUGCAGCAGGCAUGCCGCAGGGAGCAACGGGAAAUGAUGAAGCAGCAGCAGCAGCAGCAGAAGCAGCAGGGAUGAAGGCGGUGCAGAUGUGGUUAGACCAGCAUAAGCCUCCAACGGUAGUCGUUCUUCGUAAGACAGAAGGUGCAGCAGACGCAGCAAGCGACAUGCCCUUAGGGCAGCAGCAGCAGCAGCAGCAGAAGCAGCAGCAGCAGCAGCAGAAGCAGCGGCCCUGCUCAACAUCUGCUCGCUUUGCCUUUUCCAUGGAGCCGUUGCCGCUGCUGCGCAGCACCGAUCUGCUGCAGCGGGAGCCAGCAGCAGUUGACCCAACUGCAGCAGCAGCAGCAGCAGCAGAUGCAGCACAAUCUGCUGCUGCUGCUGCUGCUGCUGCUGCUGAUGCUGAUUGCCGCGAGUUAGAGUUUGAUGUCUCCUUGUCUCCUCGUCUGCGGUGUCACACAGCAGACACACUAUACGUGCUGCCACGCAACAACAGGCAGGAGGUAUUGUGGUGGUAUAAUGCCUUAGGGUUUAAGGAGAGAGGAAUAUCUCUUGAAGAUAAAAUACAUUUCUUAGAGGAGACAGUCCCCUUCCCUACUCCCUGUACAGUAGAGGAGCAGCAGCUGCAGCAGCGGUUGCUGCUGCUGCAUACCUGCGUGGACAGGAUUCGUCCCUUUGGGUCUGCUGCUGCUAUCCCCUCGGGGAUACACGAAGGAGUUUGUUCUUCUUAUCUCCUGUCUCUGCAACCAAUAGGAGGAGACAGCAGCAGCAGCAACAACAGCAGCAGCAACAGCAAGGAGACAAAGGAGACACCUGUUACUGCUCUUUGCUGCUGCAAACCUUCUUGCUUUAAGCUACCUGCAGGAGGAGACACUCCGUUGCUGCUUGUUGCUGCUGGCACAGGCAUAGCACCAUUUGCUGCAUUUGUUCGUCAUCUUGCUGCUGUAGGGGGAACGCAUGCAGCAGUGUGUCUCUUCUUCGGGUGUAUAGGCACCUCUUAUUUCUUAUAUAAAGAUUUAUUCUUGUCCUAUCUAGAUCAGCAACAACCGCAGCAGCAAGAGGUGCAGCAGCUGCUAGAUAUAUACAAGCAGCAGCAGCAGCAGCAGCAGCAGCAGAAGCCAGUGCUUAGUCGUUUAUUCCUUGCUCUUUCCCGUGCUGAUCCAAAGCGCAAGGUGUACGUACAGCACAAGAUAAUAGAAGAGAAGGAGUUGGUGUGGGGUCUGCUGCAGUCAGGUGCUGCCAUCUAUGUUUGUGGGAAGCCAGCAAUGGGGGAAGGAGUGCAGCAAGCAUUUGUGUCUGUUGCUGCUUCCUUUGUUGGAGAUAAGAAGGCAGAGGCACUCAUUCAGCGCAUGCAUGACACUGCUGCUAAGAUCGUUACUGUGCUUGCAUGCAGCUGGGCGAUAAUUAAGAGGCAGUAA
Molecule: messenger RNA, 3441 nt
Organism: Eimeria maxima
Lineage: Eukaryota; Apicomplexa; Conoidasida; Eucoccidiorida; Eimeriidae
Product: NADPH-cytochrome p450 reductase, putative
Exons: 16
Coding region: 1-3441 (1146 amino acids)
Cellular component (GO): cytosol
Molecular function (GO): flavin adenine dinucleotide binding; NADPH-hemoprotein reductase activity; FMN binding
Source: RefSeq, a predicted model, not a curated record